Molecule: messenger RNA, 894 nt
Organism: Xylaria bambusicola
Lineage: Eukaryota; Fungi; Ascomycota; Sordariomycetes; Xylariales; Xylariaceae
Exons: 1
Coding region: 1-894 (297 amino acids)
Source: RefSeq, a predicted model, not a curated record
AUGUCACAAAUCUACCUUAUCACCGGAGCCUCAACUGGCUUUGGCGCCCUCUGCGCUAGAGCCUUGGCCAAAGAAGGACACAUCGUGUUUGCGGGGAUGUACUCCCACGACGGCAACACUUCCAAGUACGAAGAAGAGGCUGCAGCAUUCAGCCGUGAGCACAAGGCAGACCUUCGUACCGUCUCUCUCGAUCUCCUAUCCCAAGAGUCAGUCGAUGCUGCUGUGAGGCACGUUCUCGACAGGACAGGACGCAUCGAUGUCGUCGUGCAUAACGCAGGACACAUGAAUUACGGUCCGACCGAGAGUUUCACCGCUGAGCAGUGCUUGCGACUCUACGAUGUGAACGUGGUGGGCUCUCAGCGACUGAACAUGGCAGCUCUACCGCACAUGCGGCACGCGCGUAGGGGGCAUCUCGUCUGGAUAGGGAGCUCGUCGACGUAUGGCGUCAACAGCCCGCUUCUAGGUGCCUAUUUCGCGGCAAAAGCAGCGCAAGACGGCCUCGCACAGAGCUAUGCAGCUGAGCUAGCGGCUUGGGGCAUAGAAACUACGAUUGUGAGCCCGGGUGUGUUUACUAAGGGGACGAAUCACUUUCCCGAUGCUAUGAAGCCGGGUCGCCCAAACGUCGCACAGGAGUACGAGGAUGGGCCUACGAAGGGCCUUUGUGAACAGACGAUGAAUGGCAUAGCGGCUUUUGUCCCUCCGGAUGCGGAUCCUCAGGUUGUUGCCGAUGCGCUGGUCGACCUUGCGAGAUAUCCGCGGGGCAAGAAGCCGUUCAGAAUGUUCCCUGAUCCAACAAUGGGUGGUGCAUAUGCCGCUGCUGCUGUUGUGGACAACAAUAAAGUAAACUACUAUAGACGGAUGGGGCUCUUGGAUUAUUUGAAAGUGCAGCUAUGA